AUGGAUCGUGAAAACAAGCCAAAUUUACAAGUAAAUACUUCUGCUACUCCAGCUUCUUCUCCCAACCCUCUUUUGCAGUACAAACUUUUAACUAUAAAAUACCAAAGGAAAAAUCAGAAAAAUGAAGAAUUAAAAAACACAUUAAAAAAGGAGUUGAUACCAGUUUCUAAUUCGUGCUUAGGAUUGGUUGAUUACUGCCAAAAUACAACAGACUAUAUGAUAAGCUCAUGGGGUUCUUUGCCUGAAGAAAAAAAUCCUUUCCUUCAAGGCUACAACAAAAUGAGAAAUAGCAAUGGUAAUAAUAAUGAUGUUUGUUGCACGAUAAUGUAA
Ascoidea rubescens DSM 1968 is the source of this 330-nucleotide messenger RNA. It is a transcript of the gene STE18, whose product is annotated as Ste18p. The transcript has a single exon. Gene Ontology annotation, biological process: G protein-coupled receptor signaling pathway. The coding region runs from base 1 to 330 and encodes 109 amino acids. Gene Ontology annotation, molecular function: G-protein beta-subunit binding. The record is from RefSeq and is a predicted model, not a curated record. Gene Ontology annotation, cellular component: heterotrimeric G-protein complex. Lineage: Eukaryota; Fungi; Ascomycota; Saccharomycetes; Ascoideales; Ascoideaceae.